GAGUACACUGAGCGGGUGGGCGGGACCGAACCGGGGCCAAACUCAAACAUGGCGGCUUCCUUGGAGGAUGAUUUAGAGUUAAACAACCAGGACUUCUAUUCUCUGCUCAACGUCAGGAAAGAGGCCACCUUAGAGGAGCUGAAGGCGUCGUACCGGAGGCUAUGUAUGCUCUACCACCCCGACAAACACCGGGACCCUGAGCUGAAAAGGCAAGCCGAACAACUUUUCAACCAGGUUCACCAGGCUUACGAAGUGCUGAGUGAUGCUCACUCCAGAGCCAUCUAUGAUAUUUUCGGGAAGAAAGGGCUGGAAGUGGAAGGCUGGGAGGUGGUGGAGAGGAAGAGGACACCGGCAGAAAUCCGAGAGGAGUAUGAAAGACUACAGAGAGAAAGAGAGGAGAGGAGGCUGCAACAAAGAACGAACCCCAAGGGCACCAUCAGCGUUGGCAUAGAUGCAACGGACCUGUUUGAUCGCUAUGAUGAGGACUUUGAAGACAUGCCAGGAGGAGGCUUUCCUCAUAUUGAAAUCAACAAGAUGCAUAUUUCACAGUCCAUUGAGGCACCUUUGACAAACUCUGACACAGCAGUGCUGUCAGGUUCGCUCUCUACCCACAAUGGAAAUGGAGGCGGCAACAUUAACAUGACCGUACGCAGAGUUAUGUCGGCCAAGGGCUGGGGAGAGGUGGAGCUGGGUGCUGGAGACAUCCUGGGACCUCUUAUUGGGCUGAAGGUGUUUCGCAAUCUCACUCCGCGGUGCUUCUUAACAGCCCAGAGUGGAUUACAGUUCUCUCCUCGAGGUCUGCGGCCGAGCUGUUCUCUGAUGACAGCUCGCCACCUGGAUCAGAACACCAUGGGUUAUCUUCAGUGGCGCUGGGGGCCCAACAGCGCCAUGACCACCAGCCUGGUCCGAGACACAAAGAGCAGCCACUUUACUCUCGCUCUGCAGCUGGGUGUGCUUCACUCCUACCUGAUGAUGAGCUACCAGUACAAGUUCCAGGAUGAGGACCAGACUAAAGUUAAAGGCUCUUUCAAGACGGGCUGGUUUGGCACGGUGGUCGAAUACGGAGCGGAGAGGAAGAUCAGCAGACACAGUGUCCUCUCAGCCACCGUCAGCAUCGGCGUCCCGCAGGGAGUCACGCUCAAGAUCAAGCUGGCGCGCGCAAGUCAGACGUACCUGUUUCCAGUCCACCUGACCGACCAGCUGCUGCCCAGCGCUGUCUUCUAUGCCACCGUGGGGCCCCUGCUGGUGUACAUGGCCGUCCACCGGAUGGUCAUCAUCCCGUAUACACGAGCACAGAAAGAGCAGGAGCUGGAGCUGCAGAGGAAGAGCUCCGCCACAGACAUCGCCAAGAAGAAGCAGGAGGCAGAGUCUGCUGUUCUGCUGAUGCAGGAGUCUGUGAGGAGAAUCAUAGAAGCAGAAGAAUCCAAGAUGGGUCUCAUCAUCCUGAACGCCUGGUACGGAAAGUUCGUGUCAGACACCAGCCAGAAGCAAGAGAAAGCCAAGGUCAUCGACGUGACCGUGCCUCUGCAGUGCCUGGUCAAAGACUCCAAACUCAUCCUCACCGAGGCCUCCAAGGCGGGGUUGCCCGGCUUCUACGACCCCUGCGUGGGAGAGGAGAAGAGUCUAAAAUUACUGUACCAGUUCAGAGGUGUCAUGCACCAAGUCAUCUCCGCAGACACCGAGGCGCUACGGAUACCUAAACAAUCUCACAGGAUUGAGUCCGAGUCUUAAGAGCGACACCGAUCCUGCAGCGCCAGAAGGCAAGUGUGGAUAAAACAGACUGUAAAACGGAAGAGGAACCCGAGAACGAAGGGGACGCGUCAAAAAACAUGAGUUUGUUUCUCUCAUCUGGCCUUCUUCUGGCAUGGUGUUAGUGAAUCUUUUUAUCCAUGUCCUCCACUCCCCCCCCCCUCCCCUGUUUUCCCCCCUGUCCGGGUGAAUGCAGGAGUCUGCUCUGAGUCUCUAUGAGCCGUGACCCUUCGUGUCCCUUGCCGGCUUACACCCGACAGAGCUGCUCCGAUAUCCGUCAGUCGUAGGAGAUCAGACUUCGACCCAGAAUAGAGUUGUAUAUCUGCACUACACGGAGGGACCGAUUGUCACUGCGGACGUGGUGGUGAUUUCCUCCUUUAAAGAGUUACAUGUGCACAGACGCAUUAAUGCCGUCAGAAGCGAGCUGUAAAUUUGCCCACAUCACUGUAUCCUGUGCCCUGUAUGUAUAGCGUCCUGGUAGUUUUGAAUCUAAUAAUAGUGUAGCGUAGUCUCUGCAAUAAAUCCUACAAAUGUUGUUAUGGUAACACUAUGCAGGAUCACGUCUCGGUAACCCCCGAAGGCUGAGGGCUGAGGAGUGACUGAAUCUCAUCCCGAGUUAUUAGACGUUCUAGUGACGUGUCUGCUGCUCGUCGUGGUGCCCGUCAGCAGGUGUGAACUGAACUGGUGCUGCAAACUUAACAUCUGUGAAGACUCUGAUAUGGAGGGAGGGGGGGGAGGGGGGGGGGGG
Molecule: messenger RNA, 2497 nt
Organism: Mugil cephalus (flathead mullet)
Lineage: Eukaryota; Metazoa; Chordata; Actinopteri; Mugiliformes; Mugilidae
Gene: dnajc11b
Product: dnaJ homolog subfamily C member 11
Exons: 16
Coding region: 49-1731 (560 amino acids)
Biological process (GO): cristae formation
Source: RefSeq, a predicted model, not a curated record